Synchiropus splendidus (mandarinfish) is the source of this 5443-nucleotide messenger RNA. RefSeq names its product sema domain, immunoglobulin domain (Ig), transmembrane domain (TM) and short cytoplasmic domain, (semaphorin) 4C (gene sema4c). Gene Ontology annotation, biological process: muscle cell differentiation; semaphorin-plexin signaling pathway; positive regulation of cell migration. Lineage: Eukaryota; Metazoa; Chordata; Actinopteri; Syngnathiformes; Callionymidae. The transcript has 18 exons. The coding region runs from base 650 to 3256 and encodes 868 amino acids. Gene Ontology annotation, molecular function: chemorepellent activity; semaphorin receptor binding. The record is from RefSeq and is a predicted model, not a curated record.
CUUGCGCGCACACAGAGAGGCGUGUAGUCAUCCUCCACAAGCUCGUCCCAGUUUGUGGAUUAAAUUCACGCUUUCUUCUCCCCCUCUCUCUCUUUUUUUUUUAAACUCCUGCUCCUCCUUCGUCUCUGGUUUCGUGUUACAAAGCCCUGGGAGGGAGCCGCGCGGAGAGCCAGUUCCUCUCCAACUGAAUGACAGGAUCAUAUGGCUUGAUUUCUCCGCUCUUUCCAUCCGCAUAACAGCCGAAACAAACUACUGCGGAGAGACGACGGAGCAGGACUUUGUUUUUUUCCCGUGGAAUUAUUUGCAAAUCCAUUCUGAGGAGGAGAAGAGAGGCGAGAUAACGGAGGAAGGUAGCGGAUACUGGCCGGAGAGGGAAGCCAUCUCCACCAACCGCGGAGGGAGACGGACCCAACGACAGCCCUGAACAUCCACCAACGUAAUAACAUGUGCAGUCAGUUUCAGCAGUGACGUCAUAGCCCAAUGUGACCUCCGUCAGACUCAACCGUCUCCCCUUCUGCGUCCAGGAAUAAAGAGGAGAAACCAACGGCGGGAGGAGACCAGAAAAAAAACAACAGGCUGCCAAUAGCCAGGCUGGCUCCACCGACCGUCUAUUGAUCCAUCAAUCCAUCUAUCAGAGCCAUUUCCGACGAUGAGACCCGACACGAGAGGCAUGGACAGGACGAAGGUCUUGCUCCUGAUGUUUCUUCUCGGAUUGGAAUUGUGUCAGAGUCUCAAUUGGAACCCUAUUCCUCGCAAGACGGUUCGAUACCAGGAUGUCCUGGACAGCAUGGCACGGUUCAGUGUUCAGGGAGUCUCCAACUACAGCAUGCUGACACUGUCGGACCAUGAAAGAGUUCUGUACAUCGGUGCCCGGGAGGCUCUGUUCGCUCUGGACCCGAACGACAUCAGCAGGCAGCUGCGACCCCAGAUCGACUGGCCGGCACCACAGGACAAGAAGAGGGAGUGCGUCACCAAGGGGAAGAGCAACCAGACCGAGUGCUUUAACUACAUCCGCUUCCUGCAGAGCUACAACCACACGCACCUCUACACCUGCGGCACCUACGCUUUCCAGCCCAAGUGCACCUACGUGAAUGCUGAUUAUUUUACCCUCAACUCCGCUGCUCUGGAGGACGGCAAGGGAAAGUGUCCGUAUGACCCUGCCAAGGGCCACACUGGCCUCAUCGUCGAUAAGGAGCUCUACUCAGCGACACUCAACAACUUUUUGGGGACGGAGCCAGUCAUCCUGAGAAACCUGGGGCAACAGCAUUACAGCAUGAAGAGCGAGUACUUACCUGCCUGGCUCAAUGAGCCGGACUUCGUAGGAUCUGCCCUGGUGCGGGAGAGCAGCGGUAGCAAGAACGGGGACGACGACAAGAUCUACUUCUUCUUCAGCGAAAGAGCCUUGGAGCUCGACUGUGACACGGAGCUGACUGUGGCCAGAGUGGCUCGUGUCUGCAAGGGUGAUCUCGGUGGCACUCGGACGCUGCAGAAAAAGUGGACCACCUUCCAGAAAGCUCGGCUGGAGUGCUCGCUCCCCGAGCGCCACGUUUCCUUCAACAACCUCCGCGCCGUCUACACGCUGCCGGGUCAGGACUGGCGCGGCACCACCUUCUACGGCAUCUUCCAUGCUCAGUGGGGCGACGUGGACGUGUCUGCCGUGUGUCAGUAUCAGAUCAAUGAUGUGAAGAAAGUCUUCGAAGGAUCUUACAAGGAGUACAGAGAUGCGUCACAGAAGUGGGGGCGCUUCUCCGGCCAGGUCCCCAGCCCGCGGCCCGGAUCGUGCAUCACUAACACGGACAGGGAGAGCGGCUACAGCAGCUCCCUGCAGCUCCCUGACGCUACGCUCAACUUCGCUAAGAAGCACCCGCUGAUGGAGGACAAGGCUCUAGCUCGCCCCCUGCUGCUCACCAAGGGGGUCAACUUCACCAGGCUGGUGGUCGAUCGGGUCAGCGGCCUUGACCAGCGGGCCUACAACAUGCUGUUCAUCGGCACAGCGGAGGGUUGGCUGCAGAGGGUGGUGGUCCUGGGCACCGAGGCUCACGUGAUCGAGGAGAUCCAGCUGUUUGAGAGCGCCCAGCCCGUCGACAGCCUCACCAUCUCACACUCCAAGAAGUACGUCUACAUCGGCUCUCGCUCUGAAGUUCUGCAGCUUCCCCUGGCCAACUGCAGUCGCUACCAGUCUCAGCCGGACUGUCUGUUGGCGCGGGAUCCCUACUGUGCGUGGGACAGCGAGGGCCGGGCCUGCGUCCGCAUCGAUCUCCAUCGAGGAUCCACCUCGUCCUUGUCACAGGACCUCACGCUGGAGCGGUUCAGCCGAGGGAAACCCAAGUUCGACAAGCCCGUCUCGAUCCCGAGCCCCGAGCACUCUCGUCUAAAGAACGUCACCGUGGUUGUGGGCUCGGACAUGGUGCUUCCCUGCCAGCUGGUGUCGAACUUGGCGCAGCCCUGCUGGCUUUUCAACGACCGGGAGCUCCUGCUGGGUGACCCGGAGGCUGGAGGCCCCCGUUUCGACAGGACCCUCAAGGCUCUUGUCGUCCCUGAAGCGGGCCAGAUGCAAGCAGGUCGCUAUAUCUGCUACUCAGAGGAGCAGGGCGUCAAGUUUCAAACUGAGCGCUACCAAGUGGCCGUCGUGGCCAGCGCUCCUGUCUUCAUGGAGGCGCGGGCACCCGACAGCAGCAUGGGGCUCUUCUGGGUCCUGGUCAUCACCCUCGGGGCAGCUUGCCUCCUCCUCCUGGUCGCAGCACUUUACCUGCGGCGGAGGCUGAAACUGGCGCUUGGAAAGGGAGCGGACAUGAAGCCGUUGGAGAGUACCCUGGUUUACCCCAUCACCCUCCCCAAAGAGCCGCCCACUUUUGUGCCCAGCAAGAUGCCGAGCGAUGAGGAGCGCUUUUGGGAGACAGGGGCAAAUUACUACUACUCAGAUGGUUCGCUGAAGAUUGUUCCCGGCCACGCCUUGGGGCCCAGCAGUGUGAGCAGCACGGCGUCGCCCAGCGCCAUUCCGGGCCAGCCCAUCCACUCCCCGAGCCGCCUCAGCCUCACCAACAUCCGAGGGUCUGGUAGCAACGGCUACAUUCGCCUCAACCUGAGCACGGCAGGGGAGGAGCGGGCUAGCGGGGCUGGUGCUGGGGGCGGUGGGCUUGCGGGCCUGGGGAUGGGCGGGAACGACUACUCCAGCCCCUUUAAGGAGGAGUUGAGACGCACCUUGCAGCAGAGGAGCGUGUUGCCGGACGCCAACCCAGAGGAGUCGUCCGUCUAACCCUCUUUAAAAUGGAACAACAGAACAACCAAGCUACCUCCCUGCUGCUGAGAACGCCUGCUCUCUUUCAGAGACCCUUCACUCUCUCGCUCUGCCAUUGCCUGUCUGGCUCACUGUAGACAUUGAUAGCAUGUUCCACAUACUGUACACACCCACGUGUUCGCCAACAUGCUCUUCUGUUUCAGUGGUGAUCUCGCACCGUGACGCCAUUCAGUCGCCACUUGUGUAAAUUGUGAACUUAGUGAAUGCAGAGGGGACAACUUUGAGCGCGGGAAGCAAACAAGUGUUUUCUGAAGGGCACAUUUCCAUUCUGUUGAGCGGACCAAGCGGAGGAUGAGACGAAGACUGGCGAGUGCAACUGACUGGCUCACUCUCGCACCCCUUCUUCUGAGAGGUCUUCAGCUUCUACUGCACUUAAAACCGGAGGCAUGUCUCCCUUCUUUUGUAUUUGUGAACUGAGCGCCCGAGAGAGGUGGGAAAAAAAGGACUAAUUAAUCCUGCAGCAAGACGACAAUCAUGUCCUCGUAGAAUGAGCUCCAUGCUGGACUGAGGCGAGCAAGAGAUCGGACCUCUGUCCAGGAACAAAGUGAAAUGAAAUCUUUUUUUUUUUUUUUUUUAAAUGAAGGACAAUCUCCCCGGACACUUUCUUGUUGUCGUCUUCUUUCCCUUCUGAAUAGUUGUGACAGUAGGUUUGAUCCUCGUUCUUUUCUAAUGUUUUACGGACGACAGCAGGGUUCAAGGACACCAGGCGAUCGGCUCCUCUUUGUGACUGACUGCAGCCCUUGCGCCAUGACCCACUCAUGCACCUUCAAGUUUGAUAAUCCUCCAGGGGGCGCUCCAGUUUCAUUGGACUGACUGUUUGGACUGUUUGAUGCGUGUUGCGUCGGAGCUCCUCUGGAUGUGGGAUCGCGCUCCAGAGAUAUGAAAGUUCUGUUCUGAGACAUUAGCAUGCAGAAUGUUGCUGUGGAUGUUUUUCAAAAGUGCUUUAUAGCGGCGGGGGGUGACAAACUUUGCCAAGAUAUACUGCCCCCCCCAAACACACACAGUUCUCUGAAGGCCAACAAUCAAGAAAGACUCAUGAAACGCCACCCUCACCCCAAGACUGACCAGCUACUGUGGACACAAGCAAGAAGGAGCCAUGUAGAACACACACGUCGGGGAUACGGCUGGAGAACCAGUUAAAGGACGUCUGGAACUGGACCAGGACCACAGCAAGAUCAUUUAAAAAAGAAGGACUGAAAUCCUUUGCUUCACUGUGUUUAGAUGGACGUAGAAGAGGUGUUCCAUUCGUGGUGUUGCAUGAUCCACUGCAGAUGGACGCCACAUCUUUGAUAUCCUCGUUCCAGUGCAUCUUUGUAUUGACUCUUUUGGACUUUUGCAGACGCUAACAUUGUGAAACACUAAUGGUCUUUGGAAAAAAACCAACUGUUUUUAUGGCUCCAGGUUGUACAGGAUUUCACGGCUCCAUUGUUUACUUCUUCUGUGCCUCUUCACCUUUGGAAAAGCCAAAGUAGACUGCAGACAGUUUUGUUCUUGUUCAAAUGCUUGGAUGAAUUAUAUUUGAAGUCAAAGUGUUUAAGUAUUUAAGUCCGUCCUCUUCGGUCACCAGGAGCUGAUGUGGCCCCUUUUUUCUUUUUUUUUUUUUUUUUUCUCGCUGCGCGAUAAGCCUCCAGCUGAGCUAAACAAAUGUGCUUGAGGCUGGCAGACUUCCUGUUCUCUUCUUGUUUACAUGUACUAAUGAUCUGCUGGUCCUGAUUCUUGAUCUCUUAUCUUCACUGAGGCUGCGUGUUCAACCAAAACUGCCAUUCAAUCCCGCCCCCCUCUCGAUUCAAAGCAGACAGAAUGUGUUUCGGUUUAGUCUUAAAAUUCCCCCCAAAUUGAAAACACUGGUACUUAAGUCGCGUCUUACUUCAACUUUGUUCGAUUGGAUUUGUGAUCAAAAUUGUUCAGAAUAAUGCUCAUGCCAGAGAAAAUGCAUGUGUGAUGUAUUUAAUGUGACUUCUGUUCCUGCUUUCUUCUCUCAGUUUUUUUACUGUCGUGUUUUAUUUUUGCCUCAGUUUUGCUUGUCUAAAAUGGAUCUUAUAUGUUUUAAAGUAUGUUAAAUAACUUAUUUCAUCUGUACAAACAUGUUGAUAUUUAUUAUCAUUGUACAUACGUGCUUAUUUUUUAUAUGUGUAUAUGCAUAUA